ACCAAUGUGGAAAACAAAAAAUAACUUGAAGAAGAAGGAUGAAUGCUUGGCUAAGUAACGGCAUCCUUGACGAUGAUGUUACAAUUACAAACAAACAACAGUGAACCCAGUUACUAAUCCAUCGUUAUCAUUAAGUUGAUUCAUAAAUUGCUUAAUUUCUCCAUCUUACUUUGAUUCCUGUUUUUGAUUUGAUUACCGAAUUUAUCUCCAGUGGGACGAUCUAUCCUUCAUCUUAGAAGGGGCAUGCUGAUGGCAACUAAGCCGGAAAACAAUUCGAUUCCCAAUCCUACAUUUUCCUCUCAAUCUUCUGGCCAUGUUCAUCCAUCUGUCGAUUCUGAAGUCGAUCCAAACUCUUACUUGCUCGAGAAAUUCAAACUUUAUGAAACUCGAGCGAGGUUUUAUCUGAUGGGGAGUGAUCGUAACAAGAGAUUCUUCCGAGUAUUGAAGAUUGAUCGAUGUGAGCCAUCAGAAUUGAACAUCAGUGAAGACCCUGUGGUGUAUUCACCACAGGAGGUGAAGAACUUAUUGCAGCGGAUUGCAGAGGGGAAUCGGGCUACUGGAGGCUUGACUUUUGUCGCCAAGGUCUAUGGUGUUGCCGGAUGUAUUAAGUUUAUGGAGUCUUAUUAUUUGAUUAUUGUCACUAAGCGCCGGCAAAUUGGGUGUAUAUGUGGGCAUGCUGUUUAUGCUAUUGAUGAAAGCCAGAUGAUAACAAUCCCUCAUGCAUCUGUUCAGACUGAUGUUGCAUAUUCUAAGACCGAGUUGAGGUACAAGAAGCUUUUGUCUAGUGUUGACUUGACGAAGGAUUUCUUUUACAGCUAUACAUAUCCAAUAAUGCAAAGCUUGCAAAAAAAUGUGCAGUACAAGGAUUCAGUUGGAAUUCAUUAUGACAGCAGAUUUGUAUGGAAUUCUUACCUUACUGAAGCUGUUCGUACAAGAUGCAAAAAUAAUAUUUGGACUGUUGCAUUGGUUCAUGGGCACUUUAAGCAAAUGAGGUUGUCAAUUUUUGGACGUGAUUUCAGUAUUGCUUUGGUAGCUAGGCGGUCUCGUCAUUUUGCAGGGACUAGGUACUUAAAAAGGGGAGUAAAUGAUAGAGGAAGGGUAGCAAAUGAUGUUGAAACGGAACAAAUUGUGCUUGAUGAAGAUGCUGGCUCUUGCAAGGGAAAAAUGAGUUCUGUUGUACAGAUGCGGGGCUCAAUUCCUCUUUUCUGGUCGCAAGAGGCUUCAAGAUUCAGUCCAAAGCCAGAUAUAAUUUUGCAGAGAUAUGAUCCUACUUAUGAGGCGACCAAAUUGCAUUUUGAAGACCUUGUUGAGAGAUAUGGCAAUCCAAUAAUCGUCCUUAACCUAAUAAAGACUGUUGAAAAAAGGCCCAGAGAAAUGAUGCUUCGACGUGAGUUUGUGAAUGCAGUUACGUAUCUAAACGAGAUUUUUUCUGAAGAAAAGUAUCUUACUUUUGUUCACUGGGACUUCCAUAAAUUUGCAAAGACGAAGACUGCCAAUGUUUUGGGAGUUCUAGCAAGUGUAGCAAGUCAAGCACUUGACAGGACUGGAUUUUACUUCAGUGGAAAAGCACCUACUGUGAAAAAGGGAGCUACUCAGUUACACAGAACUAGCACUCAAAGGGAUACUUCUUUGAAUGAUCUUAGAGCCAAUUCAGGAGCUCUUGCAAGAAGUGCAAGUACCAAUGAGUUGCUUAAUUCUUCGUUAAAUAGAGAGCGAGAUUCUGAUGCUGGCAAGCUUCUCAUGAAAUCUUCUUAUAACGGUAUUAAACCACGUUUUCAGAGUGGAGCUAUGCGGACCAACUGCAUUGAUUGUUUAGACCGCACAAAUGUAGCCCAAUUUGCUUUUGGCCUAGAAGCAUUGGGUCGCCAGCUUCAGGCGAUGCAAAUGUCAGUUGAGUCUAAAGUGGAUCCAGAUAGUAGCAUUGCUACAGCGCUCAUGGAUAUAUAUUGGAGUAUGGGUGAUGCUCUUGCACAGCAAUAUGGUGGUUCUGCCGCUCACAAUACAGUAUUUCCAGAUAAGCAGGGGAAAUGGAAAGCUACAACUCAAUCUCGGGAGUUUCUCAAGUCUAUCAAGAGAUAUUAUAGCAAUGCUUAUACUGACGGGGAAAAGCAGGAUGCAAUAAAUCUAUUCUUGGGUUACUUCAGACCAAAAGAAGGAAAACCUGCUCUGUGGGAGCUGGAUUCGGAUUAUUAUCUUCAUGUUAUUGCAGUUGGAGAUGAUGCUAUCUCAGAUAAGCGCAGUCCUCCAACUGAUGUCAAUCCCUCAGGAGUGAAAGCUUUGCUGGAACCUGUGCCUGCUUGUAAAGAAGACUUCUCAAGGAUCAAAUUAACUUCUUUUGAUAAACUCAUUGAGAGGACAUGCAGCAUGAUAAAAGAUGUGAGGCUCUGCUGUGAACCAGGUGAAAAGCCUGCAGGCAGUUCAGGAACUUCUGGAGUGGCACCUGAUGCAAUCGAGAUACAACUUAAGAGCCCAAACUGGAUUUUUGGCCAGAGGAAAGAAGAACAAAAUGGCUCUACCCCAAAGGUGGCUUCAAGCACAAACACAAAUGAUGCAUUGCAAGAUGACAGCAUGCCUAAUGGUUUUUGUGACUUCAAUUGGCUUUCGGAAGUUGAUGAUUGCAAUGAAGAGGAUAUAUUCCAAAGGUAUCUUGCUCUGUCAUCUGUGGAUGAAGCCAAUGGUUGGUGUGGUGGAACUUUGCUUGGUGAUCUUGAUGAAGAUAGUGAUAUAUACAAACAUUACGCUCAGUUUUGUGAGGGUCCUGCAGUAGAACCCUUUGAAAAUGAUGUGGAGAGAGAGCAGCAUUAUGCUGAUGUCCUACAUGGAAGCAUGAUAGAGAAUAUUGAUGGUGCUGCCAUCGAAGCUGAAAUGGAGGCUGCCUUAAAGGAGUAUGAUGAUGUUGCGGCUGAUCUUGGCAUCUCCGCGAUGUGUAGAUCUGUAGCUGGAGACCCUAGCCAAUUAACAAGAUGGAUUAUCGGAGAAGAUAAAUUGUACAGAAUAUGAAGAUGGAAGAGCCAUCAAUUUUUGAAGAUGUCAAGGUUUCGUUCCAUUUUUUUUCCUCUUGUAAAUAUCAAUAUUUUUGUUCCUCCAUAAGCACCUAAGAAAAGUACUGGGGAUUUGUUCUUUUUUCAAGUAAACUAUGCUUGUAUGUGGUGAUUGAGUUGGAAAUUAGUAAUUGUCAAAUAAUAGAGGGUAUGUAUUGUUCUA
Spinacia oleracea (spinach) is the source of this 3204-nucleotide messenger RNA. RefSeq names its product phosphatidylinositol-3-phosphatase SAC1. Gene Ontology annotation, cellular component: intracellular membrane-bounded organelle. The record is from RefSeq and is a predicted model, not a curated record. The transcript has 16 exons. Gene Ontology annotation, biological process: phosphatidylinositol dephosphorylation. NCBI's taxonomy places the organism in Eukaryota, Viridiplantae, Streptophyta, Magnoliopsida, Caryophyllales, Amaranthaceae. Gene Ontology annotation, molecular function: phosphatidylinositol-3,5-bisphosphate 5-phosphatase activity. Bases 244 to 3000 code for a protein of 918 amino acids.